AGAGGUAUAUGACUAUCUGCAGUUAGGGCAGAAGCUAUUUUCCACAUGGACUUGAGAACAUUAGACGAAAAUGCUAAGGAUUCUAUUAGCCCACCAUCUCAUCAGAUUGAUCCAAGUCGGACUAAAAGCAUCAACACAAUAAAAAAUCCCAGACAAGAAUCAAGAACAGAUUAUUCAGAAAACCCCAAAGAGUUUCUGGAUCUCUCUAACAAACGUCUAAGCCUUUCAGACAUAUCUCCAAUAAUUAAGUCUCAUAGAUAUGUCAAAAAGUUGGAUUUGUCCAGUUGUGGUCUUGCAACAUUACCUGAGGGUCUUGAAUACUGUGUUGAACUGGAAGAACUAAAUCUAUCAAACAACCAUCUAAGCCAUUUGCCUUCAUCUUGUUGGCAUUAUAUACCUUGGUGUACAUUGAGAAAGUUGAAUUUGUCCGGUUGUGGACUUGGAAAGUUACCUGAGGGUCUUAAAUUUUGUGAUGAACUGGAAGAACUGAAUCUAUCUAACAACCCACUAAGCCAUUUUCGUUCACGUUUUUGGGGUUCACGCUUGCCACAUGCAGCAAUUUUUCUCCCAGUCCCACAGGCUCGCAUUUUCCAGCGGAUUUGCAGUGAAAAAUUAAAAAUUUUACAUUUUGCACAGUACUGGCCAGUUUGUGUAAGAUGUCCGCUGACAAUACGAGCCCGCAUGAGUGGGAGACAUUUCGCUAAAUUUCACCAACGUGCUUAUAUACCUUGGGGUACAUUGAGAAAGUUAGAUUUGUCCGGUUGUCGACUUAGAAAGUUACCUGAGGGUCUUAAAUUCUGUGAUGAACUGGAAGAACUGAAUCUAUCUAACAACCCUCUAGGCCUUUCAGAAAAAUGUUUGUUGAAAUAUAUACCUCGAGGUACCUUGAAAAAGUUGGAUUUGUCUGGUUGUGGUCUUACUGAGUUGCCUAACGAUUUGGAAGAAUGGAGCAACCUACAAGAGUUGAAUUUUUCCAACAAUUUCUUUGACCAUCAAGAUCUAUUAAAAAAGCUAAAUAGUGGGAAGGUGUUUAGUUAUUCAGGUUUUCAUAAAAGUGGCAAGGAACUAUUAAAACCCACGGCCAGUGGUUUGAGGUUGUCCAAACAAACCAGGAUCAUAUUUGAAGAUGCCGUCUAUACGCAGAGUGGUGGAGGUUAGACAUCUAUUGUUUGAUAAUCAUAUUGAAUAACAAUCCGUUGGUCUUACUUUUCGGCAGACUCUACAUAUAUAACCCUCUGACAAACCGUCUAAUUUGGUGGGAAAAUAAAGCAAAACUACACCAAUGUUUAUGCUAUGUCAAACAUUUAACUAA
Molecule: messenger RNA, 1312 nt
Organism: Paramuricea clavata
Lineage: Eukaryota; Metazoa; Cnidaria; Anthozoa; Malacalcyonacea; Plexauridae
Source: the annotation of a GenBank genome assembly